Molecule: messenger RNA, 771 nt
Organism: Diplodia corticola
Lineage: Eukaryota; Fungi; Ascomycota; Dothideomycetes; Botryosphaeriales; Botryosphaeriaceae
Product: nad dependent epimerase
Exons: 2
Coding region: 1-771 (256 amino acids)
Source: RefSeq, a predicted model, not a curated record
AUGUGUGCAGCUUUGCAGACGCUUGGACUGAAUCCAUACCAUUUCGUUGAAGUCACCCGCAAUUUGAAGAAUGACCACUUUGAGCUCUGGUUGGCGGCGAUACACGCCAAGUACGACGGCGACGGGACGCCUUUUGCAGGCAAAGAUUUCGACCAGAUGCUGUGGAACUACGAUGCAAGACUUGAAUCCGCUGUCACCGAUGCGCCGGCUUGUCUUUUUCCGGACGAGCUGCUUGCCGCAUAUCCGUCUGCCAAGGUGGUGCUCAUGGCGCGAGAGCCCCGGUCGUGGCUGGCGUCGAUGCGAGCAACCGCCCUGGCUGUGCUAGCCUGGCGGUCGUGGAGCAUCCUGGCCUGGCUCGAUACCGAGUUCUCGAGGCCGUACUGGCGGCUUCUCAAUCGGGCCACGAUUGUAUGGUCAGCCGGGCAGCCACCCUGGCACGCAAGCGCCGAUGCCGCUCUGCUGCGCUAUCACGAAGAGUACCACCUUCACGUCCGCGAAGUCGUGCCUCAAGAGAAGCUUCUGGAAUUCCAUCCCUCGCACGGAUGGGCGCCACUGUGCGCCUUCCUGGGCGUCUCUGUCCCUGACGUCAAAUUUCCUCACGUCAACGACAGUGGCUUCUUCAUCACAAUGCACCGCCGCAUAUACUGGACCCGCUGGCGCAAGGUGAUGAAAAAGGCGGCUCCUUCUGUUGUUGUCGGCGUGGUGUUCCUCGCGGCUGCCUUUGUGCGGAGGUUGCAAGGCGGGAGUUUGUUGAACUUUGAUUUCAUGUAA